UGUCCCAUCCUCCUCGCGCCGCCACUCCUGUUGUCUCCUCCCGCCUUGGGUUUUUCGCCGAUCCAAAAUCCUCCCUCGAAUUUCCAACCGGACCAAUUCCCUCGUCGUCGCCCAAGUUCCACCCCAACCAGAGCAGCCCCAUCCCCGCAGGAGCGCCCUCGGCCUCCUCUGUUUUUUCCUCGCACCCGUAGUAGCAGCUCCACACGCCCGUGGAUCCCCUUUGCCUCGCCUGAGCUCGCCGGGGAGCAGAGCACCACGGCGCCCGAGUUCCUGCGCCCCCUCUUGAUCCAGGAGGCCGAGCUCCCUUGCCUGAGGCCGCCGUCUUCGACCGGCCUCGUCAGACGCCAUCGCCCUGCUGCCUUCUCCUUCCUGUUCGAUCCGGAGGAGAGGAGCUCCGCCAUGGCCUCGCCGUCAAGCAGCUCGACCCCGCCGCGGCCUCAAGUCCUCUGCCCGUCGCCAUGAACGCCGCAGGAGCACCAAUGCCACCAGCAGCCGUGCGCCUCCUCCCUCGUCCCAGCGGAGCCCCGUCCUCUCCGCGCCUGUCCAGUGUGCCCGGCGCUCCAACCCCAAGAAGCAGCAGCGCCCGAGCGCUCCUCUCCUCGCCGCUCCUCCGCCGCCCUGCUCAGUUCGUCGCCGUCUCCGCAACAUCCGGCGAGGCCCUGCGUUCCCAGCCUCGUCCCCGCCUCCAGGCCGCCGCUGCGUCCCCUGCUUGUCGUCGCGCCGGCUUCUGCUUCCUCUUCUUCAAGCAGGAGUUCUGCUCGUCCCGCGCGCCUGACACCGAGCAGCUGCGCUCGUUCUCGAGAGCGUUGACCAAGCCCAGCGCCGCCCCAGCCUCAUCCGGCCCAGCCGCCCCCUCUCCACCAGCAAGCCAGAUCUGGCCCGUGGUGAGACACCCACCGAAGCCCACCCGUGUGCAGCGCUCGCAGUAGCUGGCCCAGUUCAGCUAGAUUCGGCCUGAUAUGUUUUUUCCUUUCCCAGCGAAUUUAGUUAUUAUCCCGGGUUUUGUUGUUUUUACAGAAAAACCCUCCACAUCAUGCAUGUAAUAUCUCACGAACUAUGCAUCAUAUGUAAAAACUUCAUAUAUGUGAAAUGCUUAGUUUUUAAUCUAGUUUCAUAAUAUGCCAC
This is a messenger RNA of Triticum aestivum (bread wheat), 1125 nucleotides long. RefSeq lists its product as uncharacterized. The record is from RefSeq and is a predicted model, not a curated record. Lineage: Eukaryota; Viridiplantae; Streptophyta; Magnoliopsida; Poales; Poaceae. The transcript is spliced from 2 exons. The coding region runs from base 459 to 929 and encodes 156 amino acids.